GGUCCAUGCAAAGUCUCUCGAUCACACAAAGUAACCGUAUCCAGCUUUGAUAAAUCGUGACUAGAGUGAGGUAAAAUAUCCAUCGAGAUGGAAGUAGUUCAAGUUCUUCAUAUGAAUGGAGGAGUUGGAGAAACCAGCUAUGCAAACAAUUCUUUUGUUCAGCAAAAGGUUAUAACCAUGACAAAGCCAAUCACAGAGGACGCCAUAACUAAGCUCUAUUGCAGCACUUAUCCGGAAGAAAUAGCCAUCGCAGAUUUGGGUUGUUCUUCCGGACCCAACACUUUCUUUGUGGUAUCUGAACUUAUCAAAGUGGUGGAUAGUGCUCGCCGAAAGAUCUCCCAAAAAUCCCCCGAGUAUCAUGUGUUUUUGAAUGAUCUUCCUGGGAAUGACUUCAACACCAUUUUCAGGUCCUUGUCCAUCUUCCAGAACAAACUGAGGGAGCAACUUGAACCCGGUAUUGGGCCAUGUUUUUUCACUGGAGUACCUGGUUCUUUCUACGGAAGGCUUUUCAGGAAAAACUGCCUUCAUUUUGUACACUCUUCCUAUAGUCUGCAAUGGCUCUCUCAGGUUCCUCAAGGGCUGGAAAGUAAUAAAGGGAACAUUUACAUGGCUAGCACAAGUCCACCAAACGUGCUUAAGGCUUACUAUGAGCAAUUUCAACAGGAUUUUUCCUUGUUUUUGAAGUGUAGGUCAGAGGAACUGGUGGAUGGAGGGCGCAUGGUUUUGACAUUUUUAGGGAGAAGAAAUGAUGACCCUUCAAGCAAAGAGUGUUGUUACAUUUGGGAGCUUUUGGCCAUGGCUCUCAAUGAUAUGGUCCUUGAGGGAGUGAUAGAAGAAGAGAAACUGAACAGCUUCAACAUCCCACAAUACACACCAUCUCCAGCAGAGGUUAAAUAUGAGGUUGAGAAGGAAGGGUCGUUCAGCAUCGAUCAAUUGGAAGUAACUGAAGUGAAUUGGAACGCUUAUCAGAACGAAACUGACUUAUCUGAUGCAUUCAAGGAUGGUGGGUACAACGUCGCCAAGUGCAUGAGAGCUGUGGCUGAACCACUGCUUUUCAGCCACUUUGGUGAAGCAAUCAUCGAUGAAGUGUUUCGAAGGUACAGAGAAAUUGUUGCUGAUCCCAUGUCCAAAGAGAAGACUGAGUUUAUCAAUGUCAUUGUUUCUCUUAAAAAAGCUUGAUUAUUAUGUCAUCAGUGGUUAUCUAGAGUGGAACCCCCACCACCACCACAAAACCAAUCAAUAUUAUAUGGUACAAAUGAACUGUGCUACGGCACUGUUAUCCAAUCAAGAAUAAUUCCAUGCUUGCGAGUUGUUUGUAAAA
Messenger RNA from Gossypium raimondii (Peruvian cotton), 1321 nucleotides. RefSeq names its product S-adenosyl-L-methionine:benzoic acid/salicylic acid carboxyl methyltransferase 2-like. The transcript has 4 exons. The record is from RefSeq and is a predicted model, not a curated record. Bases 88 to 1179 code for a protein of 363 amino acids. Gene Ontology annotation, molecular function: S-adenosylmethionine-dependent methyltransferase activity. Lineage: Eukaryota; Viridiplantae; Streptophyta; Magnoliopsida; Malvales; Malvaceae. Gene Ontology annotation, biological process: methylation.